Laetiporus sulphureus 93-53 is the source of this 1437-nucleotide messenger RNA. RefSeq lists its product as uncharacterized. Bases 1 to 1437 code for a protein of 478 amino acids. Lineage: Eukaryota; Fungi; Basidiomycota; Agaricomycetes; Polyporales; Laetiporaceae. The transcript is spliced from 3 exons. The record is from RefSeq and is a predicted model, not a curated record.
AUGAGUUUUGCUCGACCUGCACUUCCUCUGUAUAUCUCUUUUUCGGCCUCUCGCACGGUGGUAUCUAGCGUACGGCGCAGGAACCUCAAUUGGAAUGCAGUCAGACGAGAAGAGGCGGACCAUCGCGCAAGCUCGAAGCUCUUCGAGGAUGCCGCACGGGAGGAAGCUGAAGAAAGAAAGCAUCCUCCUUGUCCGAGUCAAGUAUCCAUCCUAGAAGGCCAGAAUGAAAACUGGACAGGCGAAGAGUCAAUUCAGGAUGCGGUCUUGCGCAUGCUCGUUGACAAGUACAAGCCUCUGCGGAGUGGCCCUAUCAGGACCGCAGACGAGAAGCUGAAGCAGGAUCUUCCGAAGGUGUCUGCUCCGGACACUAUUACGGGCCUGACUAGCGAUAUCAGCGCAGGGGAGCUCGCUGCGAACAUCAAUGCAAGCAGCAACACCGCCCAGGAUGCUCCCAGGCGUUAUCUCCCUGGAGAACCGCUGCUUCCCUCCAUCGAGGGACAUAAGCCAUGGCACACGACGUUCAAGGUACCGUCGCACGCGACUUCGAACGUUCGUCACGGUCACUUCCCUUCUCCGUCUCCCAAAGCCGCCCCCAGCCCUGUGCUCGAUGAGAAGGCGAAGCGGAAAGAGAGGGAGACACGGCGGCGCACGGAACAAGCUGGAAGGUUGUCUAGAGCUAAAGAGUCUACACUGGACUAUCGUCUUGGUAUCAAGGGCGAUGCCGCUGUGCAGAGGCGGGUGAACCCAAUCACGCUGAAAGGCUGGGCGAGUCUCGUUGAGGACAGGAUUGAGAGCGCCCGCCAGGAGGGCUUGUUCAGAAAUGUCAAGGGGCGUGGCCAACCUCUCGAGUCGACAACGCAGGACAGCAACCCAUUCAUCGCUAGAGAAGAGUUCCUGAUGAACCGUAUUGUUCAACGUCAAGGCGCAGCUCCUCCUUGGGUCGAAGUGCAAGGAGAGAUGGAGUUAGCCGUCACAUCUUUCCGCACGGUGCUGAAACAAUCAUGGACCAGACGUGCCAUCCGGAUGUUGACGCUGCAACCAACAGAUCUCCUACCCAAGCUGACGCUGGAUGAUGUUAUCGCGCUUCGGGAUGCGGAGUGGGAAGCCCGAGAACAGGCAUUCCACGAAACAGCAUUGGAAGAGGUGAAUGCCCUUGUGAGGAAAUACAACGGUCUCGCCCCUUAUGCGGUGCGCAAAGGAUAUUACUCGCGAAGCGCGGAGCUGGACAAGGCGUAUCGGGACUCUGCAGAGGACAUCCUUCAGGGCCUCGCCGAAAGGAUGAGCUCCGUUAAUAAGAGUGGCCGUUUUUCCGGUGUCACUGAUGGUUGGGAAGAUGAUGAUAGGGCUACAGAACCACCGGGGGUCACUUCCUCCGUGUCUAGAUGGACUCUGCGCGACUUGCUGCGGGAUUGGUGGACGAGCUUCAGAGGGCGGUGA